AUGUUUCUGAGUAAAAUUCAUGGCGAAAAACAACAUCAACUAUUUACUAGACUGUAUGGAUUGUAUGAGAAGGGUUUAACAUUCCUGCUACACAGCCCUUCCAUUAGGUCUUAUAUUAUAGAUGUCCUUCAUAAUCCCAGACUCUCCAUCUGUACAGAUGAACAUACUCUGAUUUUUGAGCAUGAGUUUGAUAGAUACCUUUAUUAUGAAAUAGGAUGCAAUGAAACAUUUUACUUUUUCAACAUACAGAUGUAUAUGAAAUGCCUACAUACAAUAGAACAGCUGGUAGGUUCAGUCCUAAUUACGCAGUAUAACGUCCCUAUGUUACAGAAACUUACAUCUACUCUCUUUCAUAAAACUGCUUUCAUAGUAUACAUGGAAACUUACACACAUAAAAACAAACUGAGGUAUAGAGCUGACAAAAUCUCCUGUCACAUGCUGAAAUUAGCAGCCAAGUUUGGUUUCAUUUCUGACAGCUUGUACAUUGCUCUGUAUUAUUACAAGACACUUAGAUACACGGAAGCUUUAUCUGUUUUAGAGAUGAUCAAGGUCAAGUUAGCACAGCCAUAUGCGACGUACAUGUAUAACUUUAAUUUAGGUCCAGAGAUGUAUCCUGAGGCUGUAAGGGGACAGUCCUGGUCUCUAAAGAUGAGACAGACUGUAGCAUGGGCUAACAGACUUUACCAUGAAAUCCAUUACAUCAGUGAAUUGAUACCAGAACAAGAGUCUGCUUUUCAGAAGAAAUCAUCUGCAUUAGGUAUCCCACCCCUUAUACUGUUAUACAUGCUAGAGAUCUUGUGCUACAAACAUGUAGACACAAUGAGAGCACAAGCAGCUCUAGAUGAUCUACAGACCCUAAUUCACUAUGAAGAGGGACAGAUUAUACCUUUAUUAUUCAGAGACAUAUCAUGGCGGAUUCUGGAGAUCUGUCAGCAGGAGAUAGGGAACAUUUAG
Messenger RNA from Saccostrea cuccullata (small rock oyster), 954 nucleotides. RefSeq lists its product as uncharacterized. The record is from RefSeq and is a predicted model, not a curated record. The transcript has a single exon. NCBI's taxonomy places the organism in Eukaryota, Metazoa, Mollusca, Bivalvia, Ostreida, Ostreidae. Bases 1 to 954 code for a protein of 317 amino acids.